Messenger RNA from Drosophila serrata, 1321 nucleotides. It is a transcript of the gene lmgB, whose product is annotated as lemming B. Lineage: Eukaryota; Metazoa; Arthropoda; Insecta; Diptera; Drosophilidae. The record is from RefSeq and is a predicted model, not a curated record.
GUCGUCGCGAAUGAGAAUGGAGAACAGCGAUACCCAGCCGCACCUGCCGGCGGGUCUUCCCCCACUGCCAAAAAGCCUAAGCGCCGCCGCGGCUGCUUCCUCGGUUGCUUCUCCGCCUGUUGCCCCACUGAUGAUGCCACGCACUGCCUCGCCGGCUUCCGUCAGUGUGGCCGCUCUGACCGCAGCUGCCGGUGAACUCUAUCUGGGCCCCUCCACCUCAUCCCAGGCGGCCAGGAAUCGCAGCUACAAUGGACACGGCCACAGCCAGCGGCACGGCAGUCUGUCGUCCACGCAAGAGUCGCUCAGCGACAGGGAGUCUGUGCACAGUCGUGCCUCCUCCACACACAGCGCGGGAGCCGCACAUACGCCCACCAACAGCUCGAGCAGCACCGGCGCCACCUCGUCGACCAUCGACAACCAGUUGGCCAUCUUACGGCGGGAGAUGUACGGCCUGAGGCAGUUGGAUCUGUCGCUGUUGUCGCAGCUGUGGGCGUUGAAUGUCAUACAGGGAUUCCGGGUUUUCCUGCAGGAGCAGGAUGCCAUGUCGCCGCCUUCGAGGUCACGCACGCCAUCGGAUGCUAAUUCAUUGUCCUCCGACGAAGAGGACGAUGGCUGCUAUGCGCCAGUGGCGUUGCCCAAGAUGACGGAUGCCUCAGGGGGAGGUGGAAGUGUAGGUGUGGUUAAUUCCAGAGCCAUGGCCUCGCCGGCAGCCAGCGGUGGACUGCCCACCAAAUUGGCCACAGGAUCGACCACAUCUCAUGCCUCGACUAGCUCCACUUCAGGGGCUUCCGGUUCCUCCUCGGCUGCCUCGUCUAUGGGCAAACACCAGCAAAUGCAACAGCAGCAACAAUUGCAACAACAGCAGCAGCAGCAGGCAUCUCUUUAUCAUCAAAGGCCGGCGCCACCUCCAGCACCACCAGCCCAGCACAAGGCGCAUCCGCAACUGCCAAGGAUACUGCAGCAACGCAUGAGACAGGCACCACCACCGCCGCCUCCCACACGGCCCAAGGGGGGAAGUAGUGGUGGCGGCGGCGGCGGCGGAGGUGGUGCAAGCACCAGCAGCAGCAACCAUAGUAUCAGUAGCAGCGUAACGCAGUCUCAUCAGCAUCAACAACAACAACAUCCCCAUCCGCAUGCCCACCAUUCGCGACCCGUAUGACAAAACCCGUUCUUGGACUAAGCAAAAGGUCCAAGAACAUAAGCAGCCGCUGCCAACACUUCGGAAAGGGUCAAUUAAGCGACAUUUCUCCAAGAGUCAAUUCAAAUUCAAGUGCAGAACGAACACACACCACACACACACAUACACAAUCCACCACCAACU